UCGCCAAUUUGCGAUCGACACCGGAGACAGCAGAAUUCUAGACUAUUUUGGAAUUUAGUAUUUACUAAAAUAAUAUGUAUUGAACUUUGUGAUAUCGCAGUCGUAUCACGUUUCAUGAAAGAACCGCUAAAGUUAAAUACUAAUAGUGAACAGUUUUAAUAUUUUCUGAGUGAGACUUAACCCCAAUUCAACUUCGUCAUGUCUGUCACUAGUCUGGAUACAAUUGAGAAUUUUCAAAACUUUAUUAGGACACCUGUGCUAACAGUAGUUCAUUUUUCUGCUGAUUGGGCAGAACAAUGUAAGCAAGUCACGGAAGUAUUGAAGGAACUGUUGAAGCUACCAGAAGUACAGUCCAAUGGUAGCAAGGUAGCUGUUUGUGAUGCUGAAAAGUUGUCUGAAAUCUCAUUGCAGUUUAAGAUUGACUCUGUACCAACAGUAAUAUUAUUUAGAAAUGGAACACAAAUAGACAGAGUUGAUGGUGCUGAUGCAGCACAAAUUACUUCCAAAGUUAAGGCCCAUAGUACAAAUAAGACUGCCCUCGGAGAUGUAGCUCCCGUGAAACUAGAAGACAGACUGAAAGCCUUGAUUAACAGACAUAAUGUUAUGGUCUUCAUGAAAGGCAACCGUGAGCAACCUAGAUGUGGAUUCAGCAGAACUUUAAUUCAAAUCCUUAAUGGAACGGGGGUGCCGUAUGAUACAUUUGAUAUACUGACUGAUGAGGAAGUCCGCCAAGGCCUAAAGCAGUACUCUGAUUGGCCUACCUACCCUCAACUAUAUGUCAAGGGAGAACUCAUUGGGGGACUGGAUAUAAUCAAGGAACUUCAAGCUAAUGGAGAAUUAGAUGCUACACUGAAGCCUUAAUGAAUGGUUUAAUCCAUUGUAGGAAUUUAAUUUAUUGCAAUAAAUGAUUGAUUUUUAUUAAAA
Messenger RNA from Helicoverpa armigera (cotton bollworm), 924 nucleotides. RefSeq names its product glutaredoxin-3 (gene Grx3). The record is from RefSeq and is a predicted model, not a curated record. NCBI's taxonomy places the organism in Eukaryota, Metazoa, Arthropoda, Insecta, Lepidoptera, Noctuidae. The transcript is spliced from 4 exons. Gene Ontology annotation, biological process: intracellular iron ion homeostasis. Gene Ontology annotation, cellular component: cytosol; nucleus. The coding region runs from base 199 to 861 and encodes 220 amino acids.